CAGACAUAAAGCAGCUUAGUCACCGGUAUUUUUAAUUUUUUGUUUUGAUCAGUUUCUUUUAGAGAAUAUGACAAUUGGGAGCAAUUGAUAAGGGUUUGUGAGCUUAUUCAUUGGUGUGUUUUCAUCUCGUAAACUCAACUACGUUGCAGUUUACUUUAAAGCUUUAAAAGUGGACAUAAUGAAGAUAAGAGGAACUUACUUAGAUGCCAACCUAUCAUCAGGCAAGAGACUCUAUAGUUUUUGGACUAGCGACCAUCACAUCCCAGAAGAUCAUGAAUAUAAAUUUAUUGGAGAGCAAACUGACGGAAAAUCAAAUACUGACGUCCAUGAAGUUAUGUUUAAUACGUGCAUAAUGACAAAAGUUCCACAAGGACUCACAAAAACGUUCCCUAACCUCAAAAUGCUUAUUAUUUAUAACUCAAAAUUGAAGAAGAUCUGCAAAAAUGAUUUGGUUGAGUAUAAAAAUUUGGAGAAUUUUACUUGCUCGGGAAAUGAGAUUGAAUAUCUGCCUGGUGACUUGUUUGAGGAUUUUAAUAAUUUGAGAAUUAUUGACUUUUCAAAAAAUAAAUUGACUGUCAUACAUCCAAAUCUAUUGAAUGGAACCAUUUUGUUAUACACGGUAAAUUUUCGUGGAAAUCCAAAUUUUGAUAAAUGUUUCUCGAUCUAUCCAGUUACUGAUAAAAAUGCAUCUCUUGAAGAAAUAAGGCUCGAUUUGCACAAAAAAUACUGCUCGAGACCAAAUCAACAAUUCGAAGCGAAUAAUCAGAACAAGAAUCAAGCUAGAUUAAGCUUAACUGAUGAUAUUAAAAAUUUCUUAGCUGAUGAGACCACAAAGGACUUCAAGAUCAACAUCAACGACCGUGAAUUUCCAGUCCAUAAAUUCUUGCUCUCAGCUAGAAGUCCAACUCUGGCUGAAUUACUGAAAAACAACCCUGAAGUUGAAAAUCUUAAUUUAGUUGACAUUUCUGUGGAAACUUUUGAGAUAAUUCAUAAAUUUCUCUACACUGAUGGACUUCCUGGCGACUAUGGGACGAACUUUUUGCAUCUUUUUGCAGCUGCAGGGAAGCUCAAGAUCCAGGAACUUAAGAACUACGCAGCAAAUAAGCUGAUUGAUCAGAUCAACCAGGACAAUGUGAUCGACAUCCUCAAUGUAAGCAAAAACUAUGAGCAUGAAGAAUUGAGGACAAAAGCAUUUAAAGUAGUCAAGAAAAAGUACCCAAAAGUUGAAUUUAAGGAUGAAUGGGCAGCAGAUCCAGAAAAAUUGAUUAAAAUAAUUGAAAUCAUCAAGCAGCGAGAAGAAGCUGACAGAAAAUUGGAAGAAGAAUUUAAAAAAUUAGGGACAUGA
Molecule: messenger RNA, 1345 nt
Organism: Chironomus riparius
Lineage: Eukaryota; Metazoa; Arthropoda; Insecta; Diptera; Chironomidae
Source: the annotation of a GenBank genome assembly